UGACAAAUUUGAUAAAAUGUAGACGUUUUUAGAAUCAGCAUUUCUUUUGGUAUUUCUUAUUACUUUUUUCUUUUCAAAUUACCGUGUCUUGUGUGCAAGUGAUGGAAGAAGAUAUCAAUCAAUAUUGAAAUAUGAAAGGGAAACCAUUUUGGAAAAGGUUGCGAUGACGAGUCGUUAUAACAAUGCAUUAGGUCGGCAAUCUGAAGGGUUUGGUGAUCAUUUAUGUCCAGUAGAAUGUAUAACCAAAUUGCUGUUAUUUAUUGCCAUCGUCGUCGUAAUACUGCUUUCUUUCCAGUACAUACCUCUAGGGAAAUUCUACCUAAAAUGCGACCCUGAAUGUUGCAACAGCGCGAAACCACCACCACCUCCAAAAGAGAGGUACAGUAGUACCAUGUGUUGCCUCUGCGACGUGUACCAAAGACUAAUGCAAGUUGGACAAGUCUCUUUGGAAGUGGUGGAAUUGUUUCUGUGCGCAUCUGUAAAAGUUAUGUAUUCAGUCAAGUUGAGGUUCUAUGAAGUGUUGGAUAUGUUGGAUAGAGGUGACCUCCGUCGUUCGGUGUGUCGCAAAAUCGAAGAUGUACUGGAACCUUGUCUGGAACCUAUCGCCAAAGUUCCUGAUUCCGAGAACACUGAACCUACUCCAUGUUGUAAAGAAAAGGUAAUCUGCAAGUGUGACAAGCCAGAAAAAGUAACUUGUGGGUGCAAAACUGAGAAAGUGAUUUGUGAGUGUGGCACGUGCCCCUGUUGAUAGAACGAUGUGCCACAUAAUCCACAGGAGCCACAUAAUCUAAUCGAAACGGUAAUGUGUGUUGUUGAUAAAAUACUGGAAACUUUGUGUUCUCAAUAAAU
Spodoptera litura is the source of this 849-nucleotide messenger RNA. RefSeq lists its product as uncharacterized. Lineage: Eukaryota; Metazoa; Arthropoda; Insecta; Lepidoptera; Noctuidae. The record is from RefSeq and is a predicted model, not a curated record.